Messenger RNA from Gregarina niphandrodes, 2295 nucleotides. RefSeq lists its product as hypothetical. The transcript has 2 exons. The record is from RefSeq and is a predicted model, not a curated record. The coding region runs from base 1 to 2295 and encodes 764 amino acids. Lineage: Eukaryota; Apicomplexa; Conoidasida; Eugregarinorida; Gregarinidae.
AUGAAUGUCAUAAUUGACGAAUUGGAAAGGAAAAAGUCGCCCGGUGAGGUCCUAGAUGUGCUCAUACCAGACGAGGCCACACUGCUAGGUUUGGAUUUGGAUGGCAUACUUCAAGAUUUGGAAGUGUACAUGACGAACAAGCAGAAACAGUUACACGAGAGUGUUCGUCAACUAACAUCGGCGCCUCCCAUUCGGUGGCCCAUAAGCGAGUUGCAAGCUAUUCGGGGGACACUGCAAGAGUAUCUCACGCCGUUUGAGGAGCGCGAAACGGGGAGCCAAGACGAUGGUCGGCUUGAGAAGCCGGCUGAAUGUAGUGGUGAGGGGGAAGGUUACCUGGUGUCGGAUACAAGUUUGGAAACCGGUGAGGUCCGUGGCAGGAUGAGUGCCAAGGAGUUGUUGAGUCAGCUGAAGGAACUGGAUGAGAAGAAGGCGCGCAUUAUGGCGUCAAUUUCGUUGCUCGAGAAGAUCCAAUCAUUAAAUGAUUCUUUGGACACGCUGCGUGAAGCCAUGAAAGACAAGGAUUAUGCCAAAAUCAAUGUUCUGGUGGAUACCAUAAACGCAUUGGCGGAGGUAUUGGGUAAUCAAGACGAGCUGAGAGACAUUAUUUAUCGCAAAGAGUUAAUUUUUGAGGAUCUCAAAGUAUGCAUAAAAGAAGAACUGGUGACACUGAUGGAAGCGAGGGUGCAGAACGGCUGUCAUAAUGGAGAGCAAGACAUAAGUGAGGCAUCUGCCUCACUCGGACCGGUAGUUAACCCUUUAGCUGCAGUGUCUGUGUCCGGUCCGUUUGCAAACCGGCCCGAAUCGGUGGCGAGAAGGGGUUCAGGUAGUUUGACAUUAUCUAAUGGGAUUGGGGGCUUGCUCAAUUCAGCCCGUAAAGGGACUCUUGCUGGCCUCAACGCGGCCGGUCUAGGUCCCCGCCCGAGCCUGGAUGUGUUGCCCAACUCGGCCGGCGCGCGAAGCAGCUCAGGGGACCUCGACGGAGCUCAAGUCUCAGGUGCUGUAGCGCCGAGCGGUAAUCCUCAGGUAGUGGAAGCAGAGGCCCUGUCCAGUCGUCUGGAAUCUGUCCAACUGAUGUGUAAGCUCUGCAGGGGCGUUCAUAGUGAGCCAUAUACCAGAGAGGAAAACCGGAUAUACGACCUUAUAUAUCAGAUCCUCCUGAAACUUGACAGCCAUCUCUACGACAAGAUAAUCGCGGAUAGAAUCAACACCAUUUUAGCAGAGUACGAAGUACAGUUUGACUAUAAAUAUAAUUACAAAACCAAACAGGAUCGAAUUAACGAGGCCUUAACUCAAAUCAAAGUGUUCUACAAACGAUUAGCGUGGAUUAACCACACGCUUGCCGCUUAUAAAGCGUUACUCCUGCCCGCGAAUCUCAGGUCCACUACCAUUUGUGCGAAAAAACCCGUUGUAAAUGAGGACGGUAUUGGUAGCGGCGUUCUGAAUCUUUUCCUUAUUAAGUUCAUUUCCGUGACCAAACAGCACCUCAUCAACAUUCUGGAUCUGGCCUACACCCAGAUUGACCAUGUCCAAUUGUACAAGUUAGUUGUGGACGUGAAGCAGUUACAGACUUUGUUGGAUCAUAUCUAUGAUUUUCAUGGUACAUAUAAAUAUGACUCUGCUACUGGUCAGGCGGCAUUUUCUGAAAGAUCCUGUUCCGUCAAAUUGCCCUCGUUAAUGAACAUAUUCGAUGCGUUCACCACGCCUUGGUUACAAAAUUAUGAUAAGUCUUUCAGUGGUGUGAUACGGUCAGCAAUGAAUUCCAAAGAUGAAGUAGAAUUCUUUAAUGACGGAACAUGUUCCCUGUAUGAAGGUGUUGGACUGGCGCUGGCACAUGUGCCUCGACGGGUUUUCAAGUCUGCUUUAUCACUGAGUGACUCGAUCGUAAAGAUGACGCAGGAUGCUGUUAGAGCAGGAGUAGCACAAAUGGAACAAGACACAGAGAUAACUGUGACCAAGUAUCUCAAUAACUAUUUGGACAUUGGCUGGAUCACCUUAUCCCGUUGGAGGAAAUUCAUAUUAGAUGAAAACCACCCAAUGCGUCAGUCAGCAGGACGAUUGUUGGACUGGAAUUGUACCGAGAUGAUUGAAGCACGCACUAGAACCAUAACUCAAAAUUAUGGAAAUAAAUUGAAUAUUCCCAGGUGGAGAUGGUCCUUCAUGUACUGUUCCCUCAACUACUGUUCCCUCAACUAUUGUUCCCUCAACUACUGGACCCUCAACUACUGUUCCCUCAACUACUGGACCCUCAACUAUUGUUCCCUCAACUACGACGUCAUGGAUUUUGCGAAUGGUUGA